Pogonomyrmex barbatus (red harvester ant) is the source of this 1561-nucleotide messenger RNA. Its product is annotated as leukotriene A-4 hydrolase-like. The record is from RefSeq and is a predicted model, not a curated record. Gene Ontology annotation, biological process: proteolysis; peptide catabolic process. NCBI's taxonomy places the organism in Eukaryota, Metazoa, Arthropoda, Insecta, Hymenoptera, Formicidae. Gene Ontology annotation, cellular component: cytosol. Gene Ontology annotation, molecular function: zinc ion binding; aminopeptidase activity; epoxide hydrolase activity.
AUUUUAAAUUUCAAAUCUGAUAUUGUAAUUAAAAUGAUGUUUGUAGGAAAGUAUGAUAUAUGUGUGCUACCACCAAAUAUUCCUAAAAUUGAUAUAGCAUGUCCUAAAAUAAUAUUUGUGUCACCGAGUUUACUUGACGGAGAUCUUUCUUUGAUUAGUACACUAACUCCAACUAUUUGUCAGAAUUGGAUAGGAAGUUUAGUUACAUGUGUAACUUUUGAACAUUUGUGGUUACAUAAAAGCAUUAGUAUGUUUUUUUGGAUUGAGAUUGUAAGAAUUUUGCUAGGAAAUGAAACGAAGAGACUUCUACAGCAGAAAUUGUCGAACGACCUAUGGGACAAAAAGGUAAAUUAUAAAUCUUAAUUACAUAUAAUCAAACUUACAGAAAAAAAUUAAGUUAAGCAUGUUAUUAGAUCAUCACCCUAUAUUCACAUGCAUAAGCAAGUACAUAGAUUUCCAUGUGUUUUUAUAUUUUGAUUGCAUUAAUUUUAUAGGAGGAUAAAUUUCAUGAUAUCAAGUUAAAAUGUUUGAUACCCCAUUUCACUGAUUUCUUCCUCUAUGAAGAUGAGAUGAUUGAGUAUGUGCCUUAUGAAAAAGGAGUCGAACUUUUAAAUUGUAUACUAGAUUCCAUAGGUGGGUUUACCGAAUUCGAACGGUUUUUAAAAUCUUUUAUACGAUAUUACAAAUACAACAGUAUAUCAUCUGAUGAAUUCAAGAAAUACUUGUAUAAUUAUUUUCCAAAAAAAUGGAAGUCUUUAAAUUCUCUUGAAUUGGAUAAGUGGUUCUAUCAGGAGAAUUUCGGAUUUCCAGUGGGAAAAGCCUAUACAGAUAAAUGUCACAUUCUUGCCAGAAAAUGGCUCCGUUAUCCCUCAGUGGGACCUCUGCCUGAUCCAAACUGUAAUUUAAAAUAUUACAAUGAUCUUCAAAAAAUUGCAUUUUUAUCCUAUUUACAUGAAUCAUCUCGAUAUCUACCAAUAUCUAAAAUAGAAGUGAUGUCACGCAUUUACUCAUUUCACACGUGCAAUACCGAAAUACGGUAAAUUGAUUUAUUUAUUAAAUUGGUUAUUAAAUUGAUUUUAAUUUGCGUAUUAAUGCAUGAAUAUCUCACAGAUUUAUUUGGAUACGUUUGUGCAUCAAAAGUCACUGGAGAGAAAUUAUACCACAAAUUUACCGUUUUAUUGACGACUAUCACUCAUCCACAUACAUUUGUACUAUAUUACAAGAUCUUUACCAUUGGGAAUCUAAAAUAGCUUUUUGUCUAUAUAGUACUUGCAAAUCAAAGAUGUCAUUUAUAAUUCAAGAAAAAUUAGACGAAUUCUUUUCUUUUUUGUCUGAUUUAUAGAAUAUAAUUACACAGCAAAAAUUUUGUAGAGCGCGGUAAAUAACAUUGACUUUUAUUAUACCAAUUUUAUUAUACCAAUUUUAUCACAAAAACUGCCAUUUAAAAUUAUUUUAUUUAUUUUUAUAUACAUACCAUUUUUUUUUAAAAGAAAUUAGAAGUAUCUUGAAGCCUAAGAAAUCUAUACAAUGUAAAAGGGACGUAAGAAAUAUAAAAAAAAAA